AUGGAACUGGAACUCAUGGGGUCCUGCACAUGGGUCCUGGUGCUGGUGGCUGCAGGGCUGAGCUUGGCCAGCGCGGGCCCCGUCCCCACUUCCAAGCCCACCACAGCCUGGACAGACUGUGACUUUGGCAGGUUCAAAUCUCUGUCACCAAGGGAGCUGGAGGCCUUCAAGAAGGCCAGGGAUGCGUUGGAAAAUUCGCUGAAAAGCUGGAGUUGCACCACCCGCCCCUUCCCUAGAAACCGGGACCUGAGACAGCUACAGGUGUGGGAGCGCCCCGUGGCCUUGGAGGCUGAGCUGGCCCUGACGUUGAAGGUCCUGGGCACCAUGGCUGACGCGUCCCAGGGGGACAUCCUGGACCAGCCCCUUCACACACUGCGCCACAUGCACUCCGAGCUCCAGGCCUGUGUCUCGGCUCAGCCCACAGCAGGCCCCCAGCCCCAAGGCCGCCUCCACCACUGGCUGCACCGGCUCCAAGAGGCCUCGAGGAAGGAGUCUCAAGGCUGCCUCGAGGCCUCUGUCCUGUUCAACCUCUUCCGCCUCCUCAAAAAGGACCUGGAAUGUGUCGCCAGUGGAGACCUGUGUGUCUGA
This is a messenger RNA of Prionailurus viverrinus (fishing cat), 588 nucleotides long. Its product is annotated as interferon lambda-1-like. The record is from RefSeq and is a predicted model, not a curated record. The transcript has 6 exons. Bases 1 to 588 code for a protein of 195 amino acids. Gene Ontology annotation, biological process: cell surface receptor signaling pathway via JAK-STAT; defense response to virus; innate immune response. NCBI's taxonomy places the organism in Eukaryota, Metazoa, Chordata, Mammalia, Carnivora, Felidae. Gene Ontology annotation, molecular function: cytokine activity.